AUAACUCGCAUGCAUAGUAAUAUAAUGCAAGCGACGAAAAUUGUUGCAAAAACCACCACAGAAUACAAUAAACCCAUAACAAAACAAAAGAACUUGACGAUGUUUUUGUUUUUCCCAGAUGUCACGGCAAUUAUUUAUGUGGUGGCGUGCAGUAGUUACAAUCUCGUAUUGAGGGAAGAUCCAAGUCAGGUAGGAAUGGCACAGAAAAUUGAAAUAAAAACAAACAAGUUUUCUAUGAAUAGUUCACAUGUGGCAAAUUGUACAGUCGAACCUGUAUAUUAAGAGAUAACCCUCGGGGGUUUCGCAAGUUACCACUUAAUACAGGGUGACCGCCCAAUGCAGGUCCAAGUACCAUGAUUAAAAAGGGUGCAAUUGAUUCUUAAUAAAAGAGAACUGAAAAUGACAACAAAUACAAAAUGACAGAGCCGUGCUGAGUUUAGCUGCUGCAGCAUGCUAAGUUUGGUUUGACUCAAGAAAUCGAUAACCCUUGAUGUCCAUUAAUUUGUACAAAAUGCACAAAACCAUCACCGGAUUCCAUCACUUCUCUUAUAUACCGGUGGCCGUGUUAUGUUUGGGACUGUGCGAAAGCAUAGUCUAUCAAGAUAUUAUCGAUAGUCUGGAAACUAAACAGAAGUGUUUGUUAUAUGUUAGAUGAAACGUGUAACCACGAUGAAUAAUAUUUAAUCAAGUUAAGACAAAGGAUUUGUGCACGGUGAGCUUUGAAGUUUGCCUGGCUUAUAGACCAUAUCUUGAUAGACCUUGGGAAAGGUGAUAGCCAAACAAAUGAGAAAUGCAGUAUAAUUUACUCGUUUCUUAAUUCACUGUCGAAGAUUUUUGAAGUUAAUCACCAUGGGCCGUAACUCUUAGUGAAACCUUGCAAUAACCUGAGGUAGUACCAUGCUUGUAAAGGUCAACAAAUGAAUAUUUUUUAUUUCGUAGAAUCGAUUAAAAGAAUCGUUGGAACUGUUCAAAAGUAUUUGGAAUAACAGGUAGUUAUACCAUGAUAAAUUUUUAAUAAUAAAAAGCUGGAUAUUCAGGGGACCUGUUCCCUCGUGGAGUUGUUUCUGCUUGAUAUACGAAGCAUCAAAAGUGCCCCGAUGUUAUGACGCCGGCGCCAUGUAUUUUUCCGUACCCGUUUUUUGGCUAAUUGAAUAGGAGACAACCAAUCUCAAUCGGAGUCAAUCCAGAAAUAGAAAUAUUUUCGUGUUUAUCAAUAACAAGCAAUAUGCAUCAGACAUGUCUUUUCCUUGGGAUCGGUUGUUCGAAAAUCAAUAAGCUUAACCUUAGGCUACCCAAAAUUCAAAGCAAACUUCCCAAGAGUUUGCUUGUGUGAUGUUACUCUGAGUGUAUAUCCACACAUAAGAAUAAGAUGCUUGUGUGAUGUUACUCUGAGUAACAUCACACAAGCAUCUUAUUCACCUGAGUACAUUCCCAAGAGUUUGUCUAUACAUUUGGAAAUAUUUCUUCAGAAAUUCUGUUUGGAUCAGUAGGAGUUUUCUUCCUUCACGUUUUGAAAUAAACACGUGCAGAAGUACAUUAACUAAAACAGCAGGUUUUAACCAAGGCCCUUGCAGUUUUGGUACAACAAGCACGAGUGAGUUUUCAAAGAUCUCAAAUAACGUCCGUCCUUAGGACCUGAACUAAACAUCCGCCCUGACACAAACCUUGAUCUGGUCGUUCUCCAACCAAAAUAUAUUUGUAGUAUCCAAUCAAAAUGUCCCAGGGUAAACUUCAAUUUCACAUAAUACAACUUUUACAACCGCUAAAUAUGACAUUAACCGUAGCAGUACCUAUUUAACACUAAAUGUAGCACUAUUUAGCAAAUGGUCAUUCUAUGCAAAUUUUUAAUGAUUUGCAUCAUUCAAACCUUUAGAAUUGUACAUUGUUUUCAGUGGCGGACACUUUACGAGAAAAAAAUGGCAUUUGUAGCAUUCUGAGAACAUAUUUUGUGGGCACUAGGGGGGGGGGGACUCGCCCCCCCCCCCUUCCUAGUGCACGUCACUGAUUGUUUUUAACAUUAAGAUGCAGGUCUAUUUGCAUAGCAUGACCAGUUGCCAUGGCUAGCUUGCCACUGCCCAUCCACCCGCAUUUAAGGAAGGGAAAAUGGCCUGGUUUUCAGGCUAUGGAAAUUUGAAAAAAGAAAACUCAUUCGUGAAUGUUUUAUUCAAAUUUCAUUCGAAACAACAACGUGUUCUUUGAUUUCUACCAACUCCAUUUGCACCAGGCAGCAUUUUUCGUAUCGCUAUUUCCAAGUCCAGAUUACAAGAGUGGUAGUCAUUUUCUGACCAAUAUUAGUUUCAUUUAUAUUUCUAGAUGGUUAAAAACAAUUUCAGUAAUCUUAUUUCUAAACAAGCAAGACCUGUUGCGCGAUAAAGUACGAGCAGGCAAAUCAAAAAUUGAAGACUAUUUUCCAGAUUUCGCUAGAUACAGAACACCUCCAGAUGGUAAGUUUGCGAUGUAUUUCUUUAAUAAUUGACCAAUUUAGUUGGAUAAGAAUUUGUCGACAGUGUAUAGAAAAUGGACAAAGUUCUUCGCUUUGUGAGUAACAAAAUAGUUCCCUGUCAAUCGUUACAUGAGGUGCCAACAACGGUACUAUCAACGGUACCAACAACUGUGACGGCAGAAAACAAAAUUACUUACACUUUUGUAUUUGAGCGAAAACAUACAUUACUAAACUUUUAAAAGCACUCAUCUUUCUUUUAAACAACCCUGAAAUUCCCUGAAGUUGCAAUAGUAAGCAAUAAUUCACAUGAAACAGCACAAAGGACUUGAACGUUUUACUCUGUUGGCGUGCUCACGAGCCGUGAAAAUGAUGGAAAUAACGUAGCAGUUCGAACAACUACGGCGUACUAGAAUACUUAAGGAUGCAAAUUGUAAUCGUCUUUGUCUUAGAGUAAAGAUGCUAUUGUUGAUGAUCACGUUGCCGUUAUAUUUGCCAAACUACCAGGUGAUCUCGUAACUAGGAAAAGGUCUGGCACUAGUUGUAAAAUAGAAAUCCAUUUCUGGUUUAAAAGGACUCAAUAUCUCAUUAACGGUAUUAGAUUUCUAUCUCAAAUUUGUCCCAGUUAUUCGUUUCCCUGUGAAAACACAAACACAGACACAAAGUUCCAAACAGUUUCACAAAAGAAUCAGGGUGUGACAAGUGAUUAAAGGUGCGAAACUGGAUUUCUAUUCUGUUGCUAGUCCCAGUCCUUUGCUCACCGUCAGAUCACCUGGUAUCUAUAGUAUGUCACACUCGGCACAUGACCACUGACCUGAAAACUCGGACUGGAUGAUGGAGUGUCUUUUUGAAUUUAAUGAGCCAAUUUUUGAAGCCCGAAUAUGUAUAAUAGGAAGAGAUUUUUAAAUCCGUCAUAUUAUUUACAUAUCGAAUUGUUAGAUGUUUAUAUUAGCUUAGCAAAUGUUUUUGCCUGUGUAUCUUCAAAGAUAUAGCUUCCCACACCUCUUGUAUAACGAGUUCUGGAACGUUUUAAACGCUAGAUAAUGAGACUCGGCCAUGUUCUUGUGACCUCAUUAGUUACUCACCAGCAAUUUUAAGACGAAAGGCAGGCUCCUUUUAUCAAUUUCUAUCCAGACAAUACGUGUCCUUUCCCAACAAUAACGAGAAACUGUUAGAACUUCUUCUAACAUAUCAGCAAUACAACAGUACUGACAGUAGGUUUAUGGUGGUCAUACUACGAUGGCCACCAUUGGCUUCAUUUAUGCACAACGGAUGCACUAUCCAAUGUGAUGUUGGCCGACCCAGAUUUUGCUUAUUAGCCAAAUACAGCAUUGAACAACCGUUUCUUAGUUCGGUGCUGUGUGCACCUUCGCAAGAAAGUUCUUGUUUAUAUUGUACAUCUUUUAAAUGAAUCAUUUCAACUUUUCGUUGUUUCAGCAACGGCGGAACCUGAUGACGACGAACAAGUAACAAGAGCGAAAUAUUUUAUCCGAGACGAAUUUCUAGUAAGUGCGAGUUGUUUAAUUAAUUGUUGUUGAUUCUUACAGGUAAACUAUGUGAAGUCUUUCUCGUUUGAGUUUCUAACUCACUUGAAACUUUCCUAAUACCUUGAAGAACUCUUUGCAAAUCCCUUGAGGGAAUUUGAAAUGUUCCCAUCGGCUGUUACAAUAUCCCAAUGCAGAGAAACUUCCUUUUAAAUUUUCCUAAUUUCCUGUUUUAACUUCAUGACCCUGUCAUUAUCACUUUUGCAUACAAUUCCUGGCAAAUGGCCCUUAAAAUUACAUGCUUAAACCACGAAUAUAGUCCUUAAAAUAUUCUUAAAAUUUAAAAAUCAAAUUAGGGGAAGAUCCCUGUCAGUACAAUACUAUUUUAUCCAAUUGUGUACAUCGCAUCAGGUCUUGAAAUAAUAUUUUCUUUCUGUGACAAUUGUGACAGGACGUAGGUGAGUUGAGUGUUUGAUUCGCACAGUACAACUGACUUGUAAGCAGGUUGCAUGCGACAGUUUUAGGCAAAAGUUGCGCUGUGCAAAUCUGCCUUCAGUCCAAUUGUCAUUUGUGAAUCUCGAAGUAAAAUGGAAUGUCGGUAUCGAUAUCGACCCUUCGGAAUAUCGGAUGCACCGAUAUUUAGUAUAUAAUUCCCAAGGGGACGGUUGUUCGAAAACCGGUUAGUUUAACCCUAGGUUGACCUAAAACGCACAGCUAACUUGCAAACAGCUUGUUAAAAAAAAAAUGAAAAUAUUUCUUCAGAAAUCCUGUCAGGAUCAGUAGUAGUUUUCUUCUCUGACGUUUUGAAAUUAACAGACGUGCAGAAAUACAACAGGGGCCGGUUGUUCAAAGCUGGGUUAGCUUAACCCUAGGUUAAGCUAAAAUUCAAAACAAACUAGGCAGUGGUGGAUUUAGGAGGAGGGUGGCACCCCCCAGGCUCUGGUCAACAGGGGUGCGUGGGGGGAGGGGGGGGGGGGGGGUGUUGUAGUUCUGAGAACAUAGGAAACUAAGAAACUGUAGUUUCUGACUGUUGAUAAUGAUUUCUGCCUCAUUGUUCGUUUGUAGCGGAUCAGUACGGCUAACGGUGACGGCAAACAUUAUUGCUACCCUCAUUUUACAUGUGCUGUGGAUACGGAGAACAUCAGAAGAGUAUUUAAUGACUGCCGUGACAUUAUACAAAGAAUGCAUCUCCGUCAAUAUGAACUGCUCUGACUUGAGGUGUCUAUAGGAGAUUUAGUACACAUGCAAUGGCUUGCAGCUGAACUCUGAAUUUAACUGGAUGCUGCAGUCAUAGCGUGGACUAAAUCUCCGUAUAUUUGAACCCCGUGUGAAUAAGUAAAUAUAAUUAUUAGAUUUAUAUAAUAACGCCCAUCUGCGACCGUUUAUUUGCUGACGAGCUCUUCAAUGGUUGAAAAUUACCUCGUCGCCGUCGUGGUUGAUCAGACCCCCCGUCCGUUGCAUAUUGUAAUUUGAUUGGAUCAUCAAUUUGCGCAUGCGCUUUGUACAAAGUUUACUGACCGCUAGUAUUGCGGUGAUUAAUUCGUUCGCGGUAACGGAUUGGUCAGUUAAAAUAGUAAGGUCAGUUAUCAGAAGUGCAGGAACCGUUACACGAGCAGGACUUCCUGGAAUGAGGCACCCUUUCCCCAUCCUCCCCUCUUCGGCAUAAUAACUACAUUGAGCCAAGAGCCACAUACUAAAUUGCCCAAGGAAGGCCCUAAAUCACAUGCCUGGUUCACAAUUUUUAAGUUUGCGGAAGCAUGGAAUAGAACAGAGCUAACCAAGCAUUAAUUCUUCGUUAUCUUUAUUCUAUAUUUUUGUAAACAAGAACAAUUACAACCAGGCAUGUAAGUUGUGAAUUACUUGUAAAUAUCAAGCUCGUAUUGAAAUGUUUCGGGGCUUUUCUGCCAUUUUGUUUAUCAUUUGAGAAUAUUUAUUACUAAGCUAAGAAUACCAUCGAAAUUUUAAGGCUCGCAUCCUUGAAAGAAUCUUCUAAAACUGUAAAAUUUACAAUGUAAAAUUUACGGUUAAUAAAUUGUUGAUUAAGACGUAGUUAGGUCGAAAUUUUUGCAACGGUGCAUUCUUCGUAACAUUUCAAAAAUACUUUUUCAAACUGUACAUAUUUUCAAUAUGUUCAGUGAAUCGGCUAUAAAUAUGAAGUUUCUUUCAAUGCGUGCGAAUAUUCGAUUUGGUCAGCAUUGAUGUAAAAUUAUAAUGGCAACAACUUUUAGUCUUUGCUGAUAUCCGCUCACUGAAUGAUUCUGUCACUGAUCUCUUUGACUGGAUUGAAUGCCGCGGCAGAUUCCUUAUAUUUUCAUGUUCGAUACUGUAUAUUAGAUCAUUUAGUUGCAUUUUAACCACUUAUUGAACACGUAUGCUCAAACGUUGGUUAAAAUCUGUUAAGGAUUCAAUUCUAUAGUAUCUGAACCCCAAUGCACGAGUCUGACACAUAUUCUUAGCAAAUGGAAAAAUAUAACUAGUCGAAAAAUUUUCAAUGUACUUAGUUUCACAGCAAUAAAAGCACUUUGUUUAUCCAGUUUAUUAAAGGAUCAGAGUUUGAUGCAGGUCAAUCCAGCCUCUAAGAGAUCAGUGUCUUCCAGGGGGGAGCGUGUAUCGUGUAUGGUUCCUGCACUUUUUUAGAUCGUGAAAUCAAGGGAUAUUUCCCAUAAUUCCAAGAUGCUGGUUCAUCUCAAAUGAGUGGAGAGCGUAGUCGGUGUCCUGGCACACGCAUGUAGAAACUUUAAGCGACGAAACUUUUAGCGAGACAAAAAAAAUGAGCAGUUCGACUGCUAUCAUAGAGCGGGAAGGCUUAGUGAAUGAUGCACUGUUGACCAAUUUGUAAAUUCCCCUAACUGCUCAUCAGAUGUAAUAGUGUAAGUGUACGAUAGUGAAAAGAAAUGAGAAUACUGUAUUUGAUCAACAUAGCUCGAAUUCGCUUAAGUAGGUAAAUUCUAGUAAAUAUCAGUAGCAAAACCUGAAU
Molecule: messenger RNA, 6901 nt
Organism: Paramuricea clavata
Lineage: Eukaryota; Metazoa; Cnidaria; Anthozoa; Malacalcyonacea; Plexauridae
Source: the annotation of a GenBank genome assembly